CAAAAAUUAAAACACCAGGCAAAUAUCACAAGCUAGAAAAGAAAAUGGAGAAGAUAGAAGCACUUUUGGUAGCCAAGGCGGAACACGUUCAACUCGUGGACACAAAGAGACAGGACAUCAGAGACAUGGUGGCAGCAAUAAACCGCCUAUCUGCAGGACAGAGCCGGUAUGGGGAAAACUCACAUAUAACAUCUGAAUGUACAUCGAAGGAAAUUGAGCGUAUAUGUUAUACAUGUGGCAACACCGGACACUACAGCAGAUCCUGCGCCUUAAACCGAAACCGGAGAGAUUCACGAGGACCAUCGCCCGAUAGGUACCGAGACAGAUCGCCAAGGGACGAAUCUUAUGAGCGACCGCAAACAAGCCAACUACGCUGCCAAAUUUGUGACAAACCUGGCCACGCCGCAUUAGCAUGCCAGGACUACAUGAAGAACCAAAAAAACUAACUACGCCUCAGAAUGCCAGUGAUUCUCAGGUAAUUCAAAAACCAGAGGCUUCACGAGAAUCAAAACAACCAACCAGAGCCUACCUAAACAUGGACGUACAAAUAGCUCCGGGAGAGGUCACAACAACGCCAGCAAGAGCCCCAAACUUCCAACGAGACGUACGGGCAUCUGUAGAAUUCCGCCCGUACAAGAUAACUUACGCCGAUAUUGAGCCCAACGAAGAAACGAAGAUGAUUAACGAAACAGACUUCCUGGUGACAAUUAUAAAUAAGUCAAAAUCGCCAUUCAAACUGCAGAAAGGCACUCCAAUCGGAACUAUAAAAAACGGCGAAAAACUGACAACAACGCAUACACCAAAACACAAGCCACGGAUUACAGUAAACUUGGUAGAUGACACACGAGGAGAAGAAGAAAAACCACGCGUCAUCAUAGUGGGAGACUAUCAAAUGCAUGGAGCAGCGGACGAGGUCAAGAAAACGCUGACUCCCUUUGCCAAGGUUGAAACGUUUUGCUCAGCCGGAGCCGAGAUGAACGAGGUAUUGGAUAACCUAAAUCAUAUAACACCUGAAAAAAAUCGGAAAACAAUUUUAGUUAUAGUUGCAGGAAACCGCGAUUUUGACCGCCAAUAUUGCCUCCUAAAUCACUCAGCCAUUACAAAUAACAUGCCACUGGGACGCAUUAGGGAGCUGGUCCAAUCGUACCACGUAGCAUAUGCUACAAUACUACCAAGGUAUGACGUCACCAGACUAAAUGACAAAAUUGGCCUUGUGAAUGCGGACAUGGUAGGACAGUUGAUACCAGGGAAAAACUUAACAAAUAUUCGCCUAAACAGUGAGAACCUACCAAAGACAGCAUUUAAUAACAAUGGCAGAGAUCUUAAUGAAAAAGGCAAUAAAUUAUUAACAGCAAUAAUAACGGAUCACGUGAAAAAAAUUAUAAAUGAUCAGCUGGAAUUGGGAAUUGUAAGUGCAAUUGAAAAUGGCACCAGAAAAAAAUUAAACCUAAAACGCCCUCUCCGAAUCAAGGGGGUGGUAAAUUUUAAAGAAACAUCCCUUAUGUUAUGUUAGAUACAGGAUCUCCCGUAAACUUAGCGCAGCCAGGAUUAGUAAACAAAGACGAAGUACGAGAGGUGAGAAACUUUCAACUUUUAACUGCAUCAAGUGAACAAUUUUCGCCGAAAGGAGAAGGGAUACUCGACGCUGACCUAGGACCGGAAAGACUGCAAAUUUCAUGCUUCAUCACCGACAAAAUUCCAGUUCCUGCAAUUUUAGGAAUACCUUUCUUAACAUAUUAUUCGGCCCUCAUUUGUUUCGACACGCAAAAAGUUAUACUCAGAAAAAACGUGAAACACCCCAUUAAGCUCGAAUUCAUUCAAGAUACGCCAAAUUUGAAAACAACCCAGCGGCCCCAACUACAGGAUGAUGACCAA
This is a messenger RNA of Bemisia tabaci, 1875 nucleotides long. Lineage: Eukaryota; Metazoa; Arthropoda; Insecta; Hemiptera; Aleyrodidae. The record is from RefSeq and is a predicted model, not a curated record.